Messenger RNA from Betta splendens (Siamese fighting fish), 1029 nucleotides. RefSeq names its product NPC intracellular cholesterol transporter 2-like. The transcript has 5 exons. The record is from RefSeq and is a predicted model, not a curated record. The coding region runs from base 158 to 607 and encodes 149 amino acids. Gene Ontology annotation, biological process: intracellular cholesterol transport; cholesterol efflux. Gene Ontology annotation, molecular function: cholesterol binding. Lineage: Eukaryota; Metazoa; Chordata; Actinopteri; Anabantiformes; Osphronemidae.
UAUAGCAGAGUUUUCUGACAGACUGAAUCAUGGGCAUAAAACCAUAGCGGCCUUUUGGGCGUUUCUUCCAUCGCGUGACACUCCCAAAUAAAAAGUGCUACGCGACCAGUGUCAGUAUUUUGGCAAUCGGCGGACAGUUUUACAGACAACAGGAAACAUGGACACACGGGCUGGUUUCGUCGUGUUGUUGUGCCUGAUUGGAUUCACCUGCGUGGAGAUGACCGUGUUCAAAGCCUGUCCCUCUUCGUCUGGUAAGGUUGUUUCGGUAGAUAUUGUUCCAUGUAACACUGUGCCAUGCCAGCUGCACAAAGGAGAGUCCUACACUGUGAAUGUGACGCUCUCCAGUGAUGUGGACAGCAAUGGGUGCACGGCAGUGGUUCAUGGUGUCAUUGCUGGAAUUCCUGUCCCCUUCUCCAUCCCCAAUAGUGACGGCUGCAAGUCAGGAAUUGAGUGUCCAGUCCAAAAGGGUCGGAAUUAUAACUAUGUGGCCACUCUACCUGUGAAGACGGACUAUCCCUCUAUAAGUCUGACUGUGAAAUGGGAAUUGACAGAUGACAGUAAAGAGGACUUGUUCUGCAUCAUGUUCCCAGUUGAGAUUGUGAGCUGAUCAAACGACCUCAGACAAGUGUUAAUUCUUUUUUUUUUUCUUUAAAAAAAAAGGGAUUCAGUUUGGUGUAAAAUGUGUUCUAAAUAAGCUCGAACUGAUUAAAUUGGUUUUUAAUGUUAGUUUCUUUUGCAAGUCACUCAUCGGUUUUCUUCCUGUAAACUGUUAAUUUUAAACAUAGAUGUGGCUUGACUACAUUCCACUAAAGCCCUAAUGUCUGUUUUACUGACUGCCGUGUAGUCAGAAAAAUUGCAAACUGUACUUGUUAAUUCUUUAAUAUUUUGCAUUGACCUUGCAAUUUGAGUACUACCAUGAAAAUGAAAUAAAAUUCUAAUAAAUAAGAGGUUAGUUCUCACUGAAUCUGAUCUGAAUAAAUGUUCAGCAUCUUGAAUGAGAUGUAUGCAUUAAACAUCAUCUGAGCUGUU